AUGAUCGAGCCCCCUGGGAUGGAAACUUGCGAGGGCCCGGCAGCCGCUGUGAAGGUGGGUUUGCCCGCCCACAAGCGGGCCUCGUCCAUUGAGGGGCCCGCGGGGUUCUCAUUGCGCAGACUGUCGGUCAGUGGCUGGGACUCGCUAGAGGCGAUAACGGAGGGGACGGGAGGGGGCCCGACUUUCGACGGAAACCAAAUUGCUGCCGGCGUUAAUUCGUUCCUUCAGGACGCGGGCCUGGACGCCCUUCGGCCCUUUGCGGUCGUGGAGGCGGUUGAGAAUGGGCUCGGAAAGAAUUUGACGGACAGCCCUUCGGCGGGAAAUCCUUUCCUCGCGGAUGCGGGACGGGUGCCCGCGCAGUCCGGUGGGGCCAAUCCUUUUGCCGCGGAGGAGCCGAUGCGGGAGGCCCCUCUGCAACACGGCGGAUCCAAUCCGUUUGCGGUCGAAGAGGAGCGCAGGGAGGCUGGGCGUGCUGGGGGGGCUGUCUCUCGGCCGAUGCAAUCCAUGGACACUGUUGGCUCCCGGGUUUGGAGUCCCUUUAUGGCGCCGGAAGUCCAGACCGACGACGCGUCCGGCCCUGGCCCCGUCGCGGCCCUGGGCGGAGGGGAUGGCGACCCCCCUGGGGUUGCCGACGACUGCCGCAUGGGUUCUAAUUUGGACGCUUCCCUUCAGGAGCUUGCGAACGGCGUGGUGCGCCCUGACGGCACCGGCCAAGUGCAGAGCGCGGCAGAGGAGGGUGGAGGCCGCAUGGAAACGCCAGGCACUGAGGAGUUCGGCAGCCUUGGUGGCAUUCCGGGGCACCUUCGGUCGAUCAACACAAAGAGGAGGACCCACUCAGCGGACUCCAACGGGAGGUUUGACUUCGCCGCGUUCGCUGCCGAGCACAUGCUUAACUAUGACGCAAACUACGAGUCAAUGUUCUCCCCCGGAGCAUUGACGAGCGUCGACUCCAUGGACGUUGGAAUGGAGGAGCAGAGGCUGUUCGAGUUGGAGCUCUCGCGGCGGGAAGCCGAAAAUGAGGUAGCCCAGCUCAGACUGCAGCUCAAGUCCAAGACUGGUCAGCUCCAGCAGGUGCAAGAGGUGCUGCUGACCUAUGAAGAAGAAAUCAUGAAGCUCAAACAUGACAUGACAGAGAUAAUGAGCACAAGGUCUGGAACAGAGGCAGGGUCCUGCGACGGGGAGGAUGGGAAGGACCAUUCCAGAACAGCAUCGUCAGUUGCAGAUGGCAUGGUGUCUGUGGACAUUGCUGAGGCGCUGAGCUCCAAAAUUGUGGAGCUGCAGGGGCAGGUUCAGGAUCUGGAGGAGGAGCUCAUAAAAUCCAAGCUUGACAAUGUUGCUUUGAAGGAAUCAAAUGAAUCCAUGAGGGCUGUUGUUAAUAAGGCCAACAAGGGGAGAGGGGUAAAUAUGUUUGCCAGGAUUCGAACGAGUACAUAG
Messenger RNA from Ostreobium quekettii, 1434 nucleotides. The record is from the annotation of a GenBank genome assembly. NCBI's taxonomy places the organism in Eukaryota, Viridiplantae, Chlorophyta, Ulvophyceae, Bryopsidales, Ostreobiaceae.